This is a messenger RNA of Brassica napus (rape), 1509 nucleotides long. RefSeq lists its product as uncharacterized. The record is from RefSeq and is a predicted model, not a curated record. The transcript has a single exon. Bases 7 to 1281 code for a protein of 424 amino acids. NCBI's taxonomy places the organism in Eukaryota, Viridiplantae, Streptophyta, Magnoliopsida, Brassicales, Brassicaceae. Gene Ontology annotation, molecular function: nucleic acid binding; RNA-DNA hybrid ribonuclease activity.
AAAGACAUGAGAGUUUGUGAGCUCCUUCAAAAUCAAGGACGCGAGUGGAAUAGAGAAGAAGUGGAAAGAAUCUUCCCACCACAGGAAGGAAACAUCAUUGAGAGGGUACAUAUUGGUGGACAAGAGAGUGAAGAUGUCUAUGUGUGGAACUAUACCAAGACAGGCCACUACACAGUGAAGUCAGGGUAUUGGGUUCAGUGCAAUGAAGUGGGAAAGCGCCGUGAGCCUACGAUGAUGAAUCAACCCAGUUUUGACUUUCUCUAUCAGUUGGCGUGGAAAUCCAAAGCAAGCCCGAAGGUACACCACUUUCUGUGGAAGUGUAUCUCGAACUCCCUGCCUGUAGCGGAGAACAUGAGGAAGAAACACAUGGCUCGAGAUGGACAGUGCCUCAGAUGUGCUCACGGGACAGAAACAAUUAAUCACGUUCUAUUCCAAUGUCCGUUGGCAAGACUGGUCUGGGCCCUAUCCUCCAUUCCCACGCUUCCGGGAGGUAUUUUAGAUAACUCACUCUACUCAAAUUUGUUUCAUGUUCUGAAUCUAGAGAAAGAGUAUUCAAAAGAGGAUGUUCAAGCCGAUAUUGGCCCUUGGAUUCUGUGGAGAUUAUGGAAGAACAGAAAUGAGUUUAUUUUCCAAGGGAAGGAGUAUGAGGCGAUGAGUAUUCUCCGGAAAGCAAGAGAGGACGCAGAGGAAUGGAAGGACAGGGAGAGGGGUGAAAAAGAUGAGGUUGAAAAGAUGACUGCAAGCAGGACCCCAAGAGUCAAUCCGGUUCACAAAUGGAAGCCACCCCCUACAAAUUGGCUCAAGUGUAACACUGACGGUGCGUGGCACAAAGACAGAGAGAACUGUGGACUCGGUUGGAUCUGUCGAGAUAAUAAAGGGAAGCUAAUUUGGGCGGGAGCAAGAGCGAUCCAAAGGCUAGGGUCGAGUAUAACGACAGAAGCGGAGGCGUUGCGAUGGGCAGCUGAGACUUUGGUGAGGUUUGGGUAUAAGAGAGUGAUCUUUGAAACUGACUCUUUAACCCUUGCAAAGAUGUUAAAUGGAGAGGAAACAGUCUGGCCCAUUCUUCAGCCAACUUUACAGGUUAUAUCUCAUCUUCUGUCCAAAAUACCUGAAGUUGCAGUGCAGUUCAGUCCAAGAGGAGGAAAUAAGGCUGCUGACAGGAUAGCAAAGGAGACUUUUACUUACACGUCUAAUGUCCCUAAGUUAUAUUCUGUAGAGCCAAGUUGGUUGAAAUUUAAAGUUAGGAAUGACAAUCCCAUGUAUGGUGAACAAGAAGGUUAAAUGAAAGUUGAAAUUUGAGUUAAAAAAAAAAAAAACAGAUGUGUGAUACGGCUGAUCAACUUCUCUACUUUGGGAAAAUUUGAAUAAACUAUGAAGUGGCUUCCUUCCGGUUAAGGGUAUUCCAGUUAAGGGUAUGACUGAUUUUUCCGCUACUAUCCGCAAACGCAACUUUUUCGGUUGGUAGUGGUUGACAUUUUGUAACAAUCGCUCAAACUGCUCCAAACUGCU